AUGGUUCUCUCUGCCGGAGCCCCCUGGCUCCAAUACACAGGCCAGCAGCAGAAGCGCAAGCGGGCCGAGCUGGCCUGCACCAUCUGCCACAUCGCACCAUCGAGACAGAUCCGAUGCGAUCUCCAGGUCCGCACCGGUCAGGGACACGCCAACUGCUCCAAUUGCGACACCGCCGGCAAAGAAUGUCGUAUGCGGCCAUCGAAGCGUUUCCUGAGGCGGGCGAGGACUCCUUUGACGCCGCCGGACAGCAGUGACAGUGCGAGGAGAUCACAGCGCCUGCAGCGGCCGGCCGCGCAAGAGACUGGCAGUGAGAAUCGUCAUGACCGUGCAGGGACGGGGCUCUCGUUGCCGCAGCCAGACUGGCUAUGGGAUUUUGAUAACCCCCCUCCGUUGCUAGAAGAGACGCCUGCUGUUCAAGCAUCUAGUGCGCCGCCUCCGGCUGUCGAUCCCACCAACCUCGAUCAAGAGAACUGUUCCCCGGUGACAUCUCGUACGGAGGAUACAGAGACACGCGGUCUGUCGUCGCGGUACUAUGAGCUCGAGAUCGAGGCCGAUGCCCGCAGCCAGGAACAGCGCCUGCUCGCCGAGAGGCCCCUGAUGGUCCGCCUCCUCCCCAGCGCUGACCUACAACAGAGCUUCGUCGAGACGUACCUGGAGUAUUGUAACCCUUGGUGCCCGGUGCUGAACCGUGACCAGCUGAACAUCGACGAACUGUCGCAGUCGCCGCUACUUGUCAACGCCUUAGCCGUGGUCGGCAGCCACCUUAGGCCCCCUGUGAUGCCGCACGACGGGCCGGCUGCAUAUUACGAGCGUGCCCGCCAGCUCUUCUACAACGAUGCGGAGCCGGACGUUGUACGCUCUUUACAAGCCGUCUCCCUCUUUUACUGGUGGAGUCCACGGCCACCGACAGUGCUUCACCGUCAUUCUUCUUGGUGGUGGACCUCGGUCGUCAUAAGGCACUGCCAGCAACUCGGCGUGCAUCAGCAGCCCUCAUUCGGGCCUGGCCCAGCGGCCUCGCAGCAUAACCAUCCGACCAGCCGCCGCUCACACCUCAUUCGCCGCCGCAUCUGGUGGACUGCCUUUGCGCGGGAACGGCUCACGGCAAUUUGUCAGAACAAACCAUGUACUAUAGACCCUGAGGACUGUGAUAUAGCUGAGCCCACGCUGGACGACUUUCCCGAUGCCAUGCAGGACCCAACUGUGCGCCUGCAGGCCGAGAUCUUCAUCUACUGGGUCCGUCUGUGUGGAAUCAUUGGCCGCAUAGCCAAGUAUCUCUCUCGACCGCGCGCGAACGACAGCAAUGCCGGCGCAUUCCCCACCCACCUCGCAACGCAGCUCAUAGACUGGGUCCAUUCCCUCCCACCACAUCUAACCCUCCCCGUCCAUUCCAACCGAACGACAUCCUUUAACCGUGAUGUCCACCAGCUGCAUUUGCCCUACCUUGCAGUGAUCAUACUACUCCACUUGAAACAACCUCACCAUACCCCCCUUGAAGCGUAUCAGCCUGCGAUUCUCGCGGCCUCUUGCCUGGCGAGAAUCCUGCGGGACAUACUUUCCCGGGGCUCUACGCAAUGGCUUAUGGCAAUCACAGGGUGGUACACUAGUUUAGCGUUUAUUGCUCUUCUCCAGGCUUGUAGAGUCGACGGACUCGCCGCUGCUGCUAACGAGGACCUCGAUAUCCUGACGCUAGCAGUCGACCAACUGAGAGUCAUGUGGCCGACGGCGAAUAUCUUCCACCGCGGGUUCCAGCGGUUGAGGUCCGAUGCUCGUGGUAGUGGAAGUGGAAGUGCAGCCGGGGCAGAGGCAUUGCUGUCUCUAGCGAGUGGUGAGCAGGCGCCUCAUCUCGAUACUGGCACUGGCACUGCUGCUGCUGCUUCUGCCCGCGGUCUGGGCGGUGGAAACAAUGAGACGGCGCAUGGGAACCCCAUAGAUGGCAUAGACUGGAUUGAUUAUUUUCCUUUUGCAACUGCGCAGACUAGUGGAAUCGCAGAGAGACUGCUCGUUCCCCAGACGGAUGAGCUCCAGUUCAGUGAUGCCUUCCCUGGCACAAUGAUGCAGUUUGAGGACCUGUUCGGAAAUCACAAUUUCUCCGAUUUGAAUUUAUUCAUGUAG
Messenger RNA from Aspergillus nidulans FGSC A4, 2112 nucleotides. RefSeq names its product transcription factor domain-containing protein. The record is from RefSeq and is a predicted model, not a curated record. The transcript is spliced from 2 exons. Lineage: Eukaryota; Fungi; Ascomycota; Eurotiomycetes; Eurotiales; Aspergillaceae. Gene Ontology annotation, molecular function: DNA-binding transcription factor activity, RNA polymerase II-specific; DNA binding; zinc ion binding. Bases 1 to 2112 code for a protein of 703 amino acids. Gene Ontology annotation, biological process: DNA-templated transcription; regulation of DNA-templated transcription.